Molecule: messenger RNA, 393 nt
Organism: Lottia gigantea (owl limpet)
Lineage: Eukaryota; Metazoa; Mollusca; Gastropoda; Lottiidae
Exons: 1
Coding region: 1-393 (130 amino acids)
Source: RefSeq, a predicted model, not a curated record
AUGAAGCCAGAAACCUUAGUCAAGAAAAUAAUAGAAGCUAUUGAAACAGCUUCACCAACUACAAUAACUUAUAAUGGUAAAAAAAUCAACAUAACUAAAAAACUUAUUGAUAAAUACACAUAUUGUGAAGUCAGAGACGAUAUAGACUUAGAAAGAAUUGACACAAAUGCAAAAGAUGGUGGAUUUUUACCUUUCCUACCUUUGAUAUUUGCUGGUCUUUCCGCCUCUGGUGCUGUUGCUGGUGGUACAGCUGCUGGAGUACGUGCUGCCAAUGAAGAUAAAGCCGCUGCAGUAAAAGCUGCUGAAGAACAUAGACAUAAUUUAAUAAUGGAAAAGGAAGCAAAGAAAUUAGCUCUUGAAAAAAAAAAGGUUCAGGAGUGGCAAACAUAUUAA